AUGCACCUACACAUAGUUCUGUUGAUAAUUUUUUUAUCCCCCACAUUCAAAAGUUCAUUUCGUUUUCACAAGGAAAAGUCCUUUCGUAAAAAAAAAAGAAAAGAAAAAUCACUUCUUUCAAGAUUAUUCCUGUUUCUUCACUUCUUCAAUUUGAAGAUCAUUAUAUAUAAUUUAUUCAAUCAAGUAAUGCCUACUUAUAACUACAAGAACGGAGAUACAAUAGACGUCCAGAAAGAAUUUGACGUGAUUAAAGUUUCAGAUACCAAAUAUGUGGGGGUAAAGCCAUUAGUAAAACCACACCCAACAGUUCGAGGUGUAUUUGGUGGAAAUUUAGCAGGACAAGCUUUAUUAGUGGCCAUGAAAACUUGUGAUCCAGAAUUUAGUCCUCAUUCAUUGCAUUCAUAUUUCAUUCGUGCUGGAAGUGAUACCAUCCCUGUUGAAUGGGACGUUCAAGUGGUUUCAGAUGGUAAUUCAUUUUGCAAUAGAUCAGUCAAAGGAAUUCAAAAUGGUGUUGUUAUCUACAUAGCAAGUAUUUCAUUAACCAGAAGAAAUUCAUAUAAAGUAGCCAUGAAAAAAUAUGAAGACUAUCAUGCUGAGAUUCGUCAAAGAGCAAAAGAUGGUGAUGUUGACGAGGGUGAAGAAGAGGAUGACGAAGAUGAUGAAAAUGCACCUCAAAAACCAUUUGUUUUCCAAACUCCAAAUCACAAAUGGAUUAAAGAUCAUGAUAUUGAUAGUUUACCUGUAACUGAUAUGGAAUCAAAUCUUUUGUUGUAUUAUAAAUUCCCACCUGAACUUCUUAAAUUAGACUCUUCCAAAGAAGAAGAGGGAUUGCCGGUAUUUGAACGCAGAAUGAGUGCUUUAGUUAGAUGGGGUAUUGACAAUGAACAAGGAUUCAACCAACCAUUGGUUAAUCUUAAUAAAUCUUUCCAAUAUGUUGGGUUGGCUAAUAUUACAGAUGGAUUAUAUUUGGGUACUUUGAAUAGAAUUUUACGUAUCAAUGAUUUAAAUUUGGAUGAACGUGCCAUAAAUUAUCAAAGUUUAUCCUUGGACCAUAUUAUUUAUUUCCAUGAUGAUGAUUUUGAUGUGACUAAAUGGAUGGAUAUGUCUUAUAGAUGUACUAAAUUAACCCACAAUAGAGUUCUUUUUGAAGGUGAGAUUUAUAGCGACAAAGGAGUACAAGUUGCAUCUUUUAUACAAGAAGGCUUGGUUAAGUUUCAAGACAAACAUUUGAAAGAUGCAAAGUUGUAG
This is a messenger RNA of Candida tropicalis MYA-3404, 1248 nucleotides long. It is a transcript of the gene TES15, whose product is annotated as Tes15p. Gene Ontology annotation, cellular component: peroxisomal matrix. The record is from RefSeq and is a predicted model, not a curated record. Gene Ontology annotation, biological process: fatty acid catabolic process; acyl-CoA metabolic process. Bases 1 to 1248 code for a protein of 415 amino acids. The transcript has a single exon. NCBI's taxonomy places the organism in Eukaryota, Fungi, Ascomycota, Pichiomycetes, Serinales, Debaryomycetaceae. Gene Ontology annotation, molecular function: fatty acyl-CoA hydrolase activity.